UUAUCUCUCUGUUUCUGAGAACUGCCUCUCCCUCUCCUCCCCAUUCAGAGUCAGAGAGAGAGAGAGAGAGAGAGAGCACCAUAACUACAAUGGCCUUUACUUUUCCUUUCUCUUCUUUUCUUGCAAAAUGAACACACCACCUCCACCACCACCAUCAUAACCAAUGGCGAUUGAGGAGAAAUCCCUGGUCGACGCCCUCUACUGCUCCGAAGAGCAAUGGAACGACGUCGUCCAAGACCUCCCCGACGAUAACGACGUUGACACCCACACCAUCUCCCUCUCCCUCCUCGAGCAAGACCUCUUCUGGGACGACGACGAGCUCCACUCCCUCUUCUCCAAAGAGUCCCAAACCCCCAUCCACCCCUCUCUCUCCCUCCCCAGAAAAGAAUCCGUCGAUUGGAUCCUCAAAACCACCUCCCACUACUCCUUCUCCCCUCUCACCGCCAUCCUCGCCGUCAAUUUCCUCGACCGCUUCCUCUCCACCCUCCCCGACAACGACAACCAGCCAUGGAUGAUGCAACUCGCCGCCGUCACCUGCCUCUCCCUCGCCGCCAAAGUCGAAGAAACCCACGUCCCCCUUCUCCUAGACCUUCAAGUUGAGGAUACAAAAUACGUCUUCGAAUCCAAGACCAUUCAAAGAAUGGAGCUUCUGGUGCUCUCCUCUCUCCAAUGGCGGAUGAAUCCAGUCACCCCAGUCUCAUUUCUCGAUCACAUUAUCAGAAGGCUCGGAUUGAGAAGCUACAUUCACUGGGAAUUUCUCAACACCUGCGAAACCCUCCUCCUCUCAGUCGUUUCAGAUCCCAGAUACACAAUGUAUCUCCCCUCUGUGUUGGCAACUGCAGCAAUGCUCCACGUCAUCCACCGCCUCGAGCCGCGCCGAGCCGCCGAGUACGAGAGCCAGCUUCUCAGCGUGCUGACAAAGAACAAGGAGGAAGUGGAUGAGUGUUAUGAGGUUAUUAGAGAGUUGGAUUCAAUUUCAAACACUGGAUUAAAGAGGAAAAUGAGUCAAGGUCAAGAUGGUGAAAUUUUGAGUGAUUCUUCAUCCAUUUGCAAGAAAGCAAGAGUUGGGCAGCAGCAGCAGCAGACUCCCUCCCCUCUCUCUGCAAAUUGAAUUUUCUAUUUUAAAUUAUUGUUUCUUGGAUUGUGGGAGUAAAGGUUUAAAUGGGGUUUCCACCAGCAAGUCUGUCAAAUUGUGCACAAGGAGAACAAAAUAUACAGAGAGUUGGUAGUGGCAGCUGGCAUUUGAUGGUAGUGAAAAAAAGACAAAUGGCAAUGAAGAAUAUCUGCCUUCUGUUUCAUCUACUUAUGUUGGCUGUCUCUCUCUAUGGAUAUAUUUUCAUGAAUUGAGGCAUAUCUUAAUGUUAAAUAAUCUUUCUUGUAAAUAGAUCUCUUUCCUGUUUUA
This is a messenger RNA of Salvia hispanica, 1402 nucleotides long. Its product is annotated as cyclin-D3-1-like. The record is from RefSeq and is a predicted model, not a curated record. NCBI's taxonomy places the organism in Eukaryota, Viridiplantae, Streptophyta, Magnoliopsida, Lamiales, Lamiaceae.